AUCGCUAUUUAUAGAUACUGUUGUGAUAGGGUCAAUGUUAUUGAUGAAGGUGUAAACAGAGAACGGCCAGCUCUGUAAAAACCGUGUGUAAGCAAACGUUUACUACCAAGAACACAAAAUGUCUACGGCCGUCUUGGGAAAAACUGAAGUUGGUGUGCGAAGAACUACCACUGACAUCAAAGUGGAUGAAACCCCGAAGUCCAAACUGAUGUAUUAUUUCAACUGCAUCUGCACGGUGCUGCAGAUGGAAAACACCCCUCGGAUAAGUCGUCUGCGGAAUUACCGUAAACAUCGCGUAUUAAGCGAAGAAGACACCGAUCACCUAUUGCUGUUGUGUUUUUUCAUGAGCCCAGACGAGCUGGUGAACAAGUGCAUCUUCAUGGACGAGUCCAUGUGCCACGAAUACUUGAACGAGUUCUACGAAAUCAGCGCCGUCAGCAGGGCAUUCGUGGUGUCCCCGGAAGUCUUGGUUGGCGGAGAGAGGAAACAAGUGCGCAAGAUUAUGUGUUUCACUCAGUCGUGGCUGAAGGACAACUACAUUGAUCCCAUGAAAACGUACGAGGAACGCCUUCGUAGAAUCACCUCUGAGUUGCGGUCUGCCGCGUCGAGAGGCACUUCUGCUUCACCGAGAAGACGACCUCAACCUUCGGCGCCACCUUCCUCGCAAGAUUCGUCCUGCGUGAUCUUGUAACUGAAUGUAGAACAAGGACAUUUGAGAGAAAAUAUCU
Lingula anatina is the source of this 728-nucleotide messenger RNA. RefSeq lists its product as uncharacterized. The record is from RefSeq and is a predicted model, not a curated record. Lineage: Eukaryota; Metazoa; Brachiopoda; Lingulata; Lingulida; Lingulidae.